UGAAUCAUUUUUUCAUAAUUAGAAAACAAUAAUCAACAAUUAAUUUAAUUAAGCAAUGAGCCCUGCACCGUUGAUUCACCCCAAAACAGAGAUCACCACCACCAAGAAGAACCAACCGCCACCACCUUCUCCUCUCAGAACUGUCAAUAAGGAUUCCCAUUUCAUCAAAAAACCGUCACAUCAGCAGCAGCAGCGUCAACCACCGGUGAUUAUCUACACGCAUUCUCCAAGGAUCAUCCACACUGACCCUCGCAACUUCAUGGAAUUGGUCCAGAAACUCACCGGAAAACAACAACACGAAAAUGACGUCGUUUGCGACCCGCCGCCGCCGAAGCUCCGUUCUCAUGACAUGGAGGACGAUGAACCGUCGUGGUUUUCGACGGAGGCGAUUCCGGAGCCACCACCGAUCCAUUUUCCGGUGUGCCCGGAUAAACCGUUAUUAUGGGGCCACGCCGACAUGGAUCCGUUACUGUUCGAUCUGAGGAGCAGCGAGUUUCGUGAGUAUCAACAGUCUUAAUUAGAAUUGCUAUUUUUUUUGUCCCAAUAAGAGUUCUAAUUUUUUCAUCCAAAUUUUGAUUUUGGUAGAUUAUUUGAAUUUAGAAUAACAAAGAAAUUUGAUGUAGC
Messenger RNA from Lotus japonicus, 624 nucleotides. RefSeq names its product VQ motif-containing protein 20-like. Gene Ontology annotation, cellular component: nucleus. NCBI's taxonomy places the organism in Eukaryota, Viridiplantae, Streptophyta, Magnoliopsida, Fabales, Fabaceae. Bases 56 to 517 code for a protein of 153 amino acids. The record is from RefSeq and is a predicted model, not a curated record. The transcript has a single exon.